Chrysoperla carnea is the source of this 445-nucleotide messenger RNA. RefSeq names its product NADH-quinone oxidoreductase subunit I 2-like. The record is from RefSeq and is a predicted model, not a curated record. Lineage: Eukaryota; Metazoa; Arthropoda; Insecta; Neuroptera; Chrysopidae. The transcript is spliced from 2 exons. Bases 28 to 381 code for a protein of 117 amino acids.
UCAAACAAUCAACAAACAGUAAUCAUCAUGAACACUAAAGUAAUUUUCUUCAUUGUAGCAGUAGCUUUAUGUAUGGCUAAAGUGUCUGCAAAAGCAAGUUUAGCAGCUGCAGUACCUGCCUUACCUUAUGCAGUGGCGCCGUAUGCAACAUCUUAUAAUGCACAUGCAAUUAAUCAUGCAAUUGCUGCUCCAGUGGCCGCACCUUUAGUAGCUGCCCCAGCACCAGUUGUAGCCGCAGCACCAGCGCCAGUUGUAGCACCAGCUCCAUAUUCACCAUACUAUGCUCCAGGACCAUUCGUUGCACCUGCUCGUUUAGCAGCAGCUCCAUCGCCGUUCUUACCUUAUGCCGCCGCAUAUCCAGCACCAGCUUAUCUUGGAUAAAAAUAUCUUACUUUUUUUUACCUGUAUAUAGUUAUACUCUUUAAAUAAAAGAUGUUACAAAAUA